UCUCGCGUUCAGUCGUACUUUGAACGUCGAGGUCGGUGCACGUGUUUCGCUCGGAAGGUUCGUUCGUUGGUUUGUGGGUGAAAUUUUCGCGCUGAUGUUCCGGAUUUCCGCGUCCAGCCAGACUUGCGAGGAGACCGGGUUCUGCAGAUUCUAAAUUUAGAGCGCGCGCGUGUGAAAUGAAGAUUUACUAUCGCGGCGGAUUGGAGUAUUGAUCGGUGGACCCCUCGGGCCGUGGCCUGCUAGGACCGUGGUCAUAGAGACACAGACGAGGAAAAUAUAUUCAUCCCACAGCUGUUUUUCUUCUGCACUGGUAGUCGUCGAGGUCGUUGCCGACAGGGAAAAAAACUCGGGCACAGAAUUUGAUACAGAAUAAAUUUUACCGACGCGUCGCGUCGUGUGAAACGUCACUUUGCUGGUGUGUGCGAAAAAUCGUUGAAAAUUUCAGUGUUUUGAUAGAUUGCCCCCCAGUUUACCCAACCCCCUCUAGUCUGUCUAGUCAUCCCGAAUCCCCGUACCCCUCGCAACAUCCCACUCUUUUGUCUUUUUUCGCCGAGGGGUCGCCCAACGCAACCGAAAAUUGGAAAAUUUAUCAAAUUUGCCCACAAAGUCGGUGUGUGCGUGCGUGCGUGUGACAGGGCCAAUUCGAUUUUCGAUUCGUGCGUUCGCGUGUGUGUGGUGUUCUAAAUUCUAACCUCACCUCAAUAAAAAUAGCCUACUGUGUGACGUGUGCGUGCAGGAGGAGCAUCCUCUGCACAAACAAGUGAAUGUUUAUUCGGCGGCGGUAGCACGUGCGUGUGAGAGUGUUUUUGGCGCGCGCACAGUCGAAAGGGAGUUCGACGCAACGUGUGUGGUGAUCAACAAAGUUGGUGUUGGUGAAGGGCACCAAGAGGGUUGAGGAGAAGAAGGUGGUUGUGCGCUCUCGUACAGAGCGUGGUGUAAUAAUCUUUCGGAAUUCCCGCCAGCGCGGGGCGAAAACACCUGACGAGUUUUUCGGAGCAGGAAAGUUCUUCGAGUUAACGGGAGAAGGAGCUAGCCGAAGUCAGGAUCAUCGUAGGACGAGGACGCACAGAAUAACAACCAUGGAUAAAUUCAUCACCGUAAAAAUUGGAUUAUUCUGUUUACUGUUUGGAGAGUUUGCAGUGUCGGCGGUGAAGAUAACCAGCCUCAAAGUGCCCUCCACGUACCUGCUGGACAAGAGCUCCAAGAAUCCGGACCCGCUGAUCCUGGACUGCGAGUACGAGGUGGACGAGUCGGAAAAGGGGUUCGUGCUCAAGUGGUUCCUGGACGGGCAGCCGGUCUACCAGUGGAUACCGUCCAAAAAUCCGUUUCCAUUCCAAUCGUUCAAAAACCGCGUCGACACCAGCUACGUCGUGUCCCAGGAGCGGUUACACAAGCACCGGGCGAUGGCCAUCAUCAAACCGCUCGCGAACUUCACCGGCGAGUACGCCUGCAUGGUGCAAACGUUCGCCUCGAUCGACCGGAAGUCGGCCAAGCUGAAAAUUAUCGUUCAAGAGUCCAAGUUUGAUCUCAACUACUACCUGAACGGGGACGGCUACAUCACGGUUGAUUGCCACGCACGGGACAUUUCACCGCUGCCGGAGCUGUACAUCCGGAUCAACGAUAAAUUAUUCGAAACGCAAAAGCUCAAGUUCGUCGAGGGUGAGAAUAAUUUGUUCAACGUGUCCGUCAGCGGCAGCAUACCGAAGGAGGAGCUCGAAAGUCCCACCACGAUCGAGUGCUUCCUGACGGUGCCGGAGACCAACUACACCAAGAAGCGGUCCACGAUUUAUUACGCGGGCAAAACUCAAACUAACACUAAACCGCUUCUAACAGAAUCGCAUCUGGGCACGACCACCAGCACGGUGGCGACCACCACGAUCGUGGGCAUGCUCCAGGCGGCGCCGGAAAAUCUGCAGAAAAAGGAACUAAACGGCACCGACGGUAGCAGUGCGACGGCCCUGCCGGACCAGCUUCCGGCCGCGUCCCGCCUAAUGGCUACGCUGCUGACGGUGCUGCUCAUCUUCACGUCGACGCUCUUGUAGACGAACUUCAAGCAGUACACCACCGAGGGCACACUUCGCGACUUUACCCCGCAGUAGCAGGUAAACUUGCACGCAACGUUGCAAGCAAUGCUGCGCGCAACUUGCACGACAGAACAAUAGAAAGAGCGCGAGUGGAGUAAGUCGUGCUUUGAGCAGCUGGGGAGGAAGGAAAAUUACGUGGAAUGUGCUGUAAAAUCAAGAAUGUGGAGGAAAAAUGGUGUGAUGCUGCUCUUCAAAGAAGAAAGGAAGACCGGAGUGCUUGUGUGAGUCGAUCAUUAUCCUAUUGAAUCCAAUUACGUACUAACUAAGCGCUGUCUCCCCUGUAGUCGUACAUAAGUGUUGAAUUGUGCUAGUUUUUAUCGAUUAUCGUCUAGUGUUUACGUUUAACGAAGCCAUUGUUUUUAACAAAGAAAAAAAACGUCUUAAGGAUUUCACACUUUAUUUUCAAACCCUCGAUACCAAAGCUAAGCAUAACCUAAACAUAAAAACUAAAAAAAAAAUAUCCUCUCGAUACCAAAAAACCACGAACCUACGCUGAACAACCGCAACCAAAAAUGGGUACCGAAACGCUAAUAGUCAUUUCUGAAUAAGUAGUUGAAUGUUUUUUAUAUAGAUUUUUUAUAUUUGUACAAAAACGGAACUCAUCUCAUCAAACUAUCUACCACCAUCACCACCAAAAAAAAAAUCCCCAGCAGAGGAGGUCUGUUUUUUCGGUGUAAACUUAUGAUGCAAAAACAAAAUCUCGAAUUCGGACACGUUGGAGCAAAAAAACUAACAAAGAAAUUUACAGUGAAUGCUAAAAAAAACAAGUGAAAACAACAAGCAGAAAAAAGAUGAAGAAAUCCAAUUAUUGAAGUAUUUUACAACUCGAAGCAGAAAAACGGAAAGAGCGUUGAAGGAUGAGGAAAAAAAUAUGAUGCCUUAUGAAAUAUAUAUUAAAAAACACACACAACCACACACACACUUUUUUAAGUCGUCAUUCGAAUCAGCAUUGAUUGAAAUCAGCAGCGGCAGUGGCGCCAGCAUGAGAUGACCGGAAAGUACUACUAAUAUUAUAUAUACAUGUAAAUGUAAGCGAACGCGGUGAUAGUUUUCAAAAAAUUAUCCCCGCCCAGCCCAGUGUUCUAAAAUGAAAGCGCGAGAAAAUUCACGAAAAGAAAAAAGUCGUGGAAAGUCAGCACAGAGGAAGUCACUACUGAAAAAUAGGGUGGAGAACAAAAACAUAUGCAACUAUAUAUAGUCAUAAAUUUAUAUAUUUAAAAGAGGGAGGAAGAAAAAAAGAACACUAGAAUAAGCUAAAGUAAAUCGAGACAAAAAAUAAAA
Messenger RNA from Culex pipiens pallens (northern house mosquito), 3365 nucleotides. RefSeq lists its product as uncharacterized. The coding region runs from base 1080 to 2042 and encodes 320 amino acids. The record is from RefSeq and is a predicted model, not a curated record. The transcript has 7 exons. Lineage: Eukaryota; Metazoa; Arthropoda; Insecta; Diptera; Culicidae.